AUGGUCAACGUUACGUACGAUACAACAGGGACUCUUGUUGCCAAUGUAGAUGGCACUGAGACCGUGUACAAUGGCGGUGACAUGGCAUGGGGUAAGUCGAAGAUUCAUUCCCGCUUGGUCGAUACGGCCACUGACUUCGUCGACGGCAACCCGAACGGGAACCGAGCGCUGACAUGCUAAAAAUCGCCUCGAUUUUGUUGUCGCAGUGCUUGUCUCCGGUGUUCUCGUCAUGAUCAUGGUGAGUGUGGUCCAUAUCCUUCCCGGUGUUCUCGGACGGAGAUCGACACGAGCCACGCCGCGGAGGAACCGGGCCGAAGUUCACGCCGCUGACCAUGCCUCGCCUAUCCUCCCUCGUUCACUCGAUGCACAGUCCCCCGGAGUCGGUUUCCUCUAUUCUGGUCUUUUGCGUAGGAAGAACGCCUUGUCGAUGAUGAUGCUCGGUGUCCUUGUGUGAGUUUCGUCGCUUUCUUCCACUCUUCUCUGAUCCCAGUGGUUAUCCGGGCUUCAUCCCAACCGGGCCGCGGCGAUGAUACGGCUUUUGAUUCGAUGGCGAUAGAGGUCUGGGCGGUUUCUGAGUACCAACGGCCCUUUAACGCGAGACGAUUCAUCUUGUGAAUGACAGUAGCUGAAUUUCCGGUUGCAAAUCUUGCCUUGUGUACAGCUAUGCGGUUAUUACAAUUCAGUGGUUCUUUUGGGGCUACUCGUUGGCUUUUGUGAGUGCUGCUGUUGCCGCGUUUGGGUGGUCAACUCUGUCCAGGCCGGGCUCUUCCCUCAUUUCCUUGAAUCUAGAUAUACAAAGCGCUGACACUCUUCUUUAUUCUCGCUGUGAACCAUUUUCUUCGUGCCGGGAUACAGAGCAGCACCGGCAGUUCCUUCAUCGGCGACUUGAAGCACUUCGGCCUCAUGAACGUCACGCUCGAACCAUCCGCCGGGUCCUCCAAGAUUCCUGCUCUGUUGUAUUACUUCUACCAAUCCAUGUUCGCCACCGUGACUGUGGUUAUUCUUGUUGGAGGUAUUGCAGAACGUGCACGUAUCCUACCGCUUCGUAAGUCGAAAAAUUCGUUCGCGGACGGUGCGGGUCAAAAAUUGAUCGCCGUCGCUUGCUGGCCCCUGUACAGUCAUUUUCUGCUUCUGCUGGGCCACCAUCGUGUACGAUCCUAUUGCCAACUGGGUCUGGAACCCCAACGGAUGGCUCUACAAGCUCGGCGAGCUCGACUUUGCCGGCGGAGGACCCGUCCACAUCACCUCGGUCAGUUUAUGGCGAGCCCCUGUUGGUGCAGAAGUCCCCGUUGUCCGUUGCUGACCCACGACGCUCUCUCACAGGGAACCGCUGGCUUUGCGUGGUCGCUCUACUUGGGCCGUCGUCGCGGUUACGGUACAGCCAAGCUCGCUUACCGCCCCCACUCGGUCUUCCAAAUCAUCCUCGGCACCGUCUUCCUCUGGUUCGGCUGGUUCGGCUUUAACGGUGGAUCCGAACUCGCGAUGAACUUGCGCGCAGUCCAGGCCUCGACUGUCACCAACAUCGCUGCCGCUAUGGGUGGAAUCACCUGGUUCGCGAUGGAUUGGUUCUACACCAAGAAGUGGUCUGCUGUCUCGAUGUGCUCCGGUAUCCUCGCUGGUCUCGUCGGCAUCACCCCUGCGGCUGGUUAUGUUGGCUCUCCCGCGGCGUUGGCCAUUGGAUUCCUCACCGCGAUUGCAUGCAACUUUGGCACUGGCCUCAAAGUUCUGCUCGGAAUCGAUGAUGCAGUCGACUCGUUCGCGCUCCACGCCAUUGGCGGCUACUGCGGAUCCGUCUUGACUGCGCUCUUCGCCGAUAGCCGCGUCGCCGGAUUUGAUGGCUACACCGAGAUUCCUGGUCAGUAAUAGCAACUAUUUGAUUAUUGCUUUGAUUCAAUCAGACUGACGCGUAAAUGGGCACUGAACAGGCGGCUGGAUCAACCACAACUACAUCCAGCUUGGGUGGCAACUCGCCGGAGCGACGACGAUCAUGGCUUACACCUUCGUCGUCACCUACCUGCUCCUCUUUGUCAUCGACCACAUUCCUGGUCUCAAACUCCGAGCUACUGAGGACAUGGAGAUUCUUGGUAUUGACGAGACCGAGGUGAGUUUCCCGUGAAAGGCUGCACUGUUACAGAACUCUUGAGCAGCUCAACUGACUCGAUCGACCCCCUUAAUGCAAUGCACUCAGCUCGGCGAGAACGCCUACGACUUUGGUGAGUCGAUAGCGUUCUAGACUUUUGGCAUUCUUGAAAGCUGACCAGGAUUGUCUUGAUAUUCACAUUGCAGUCUUCCGCAACCGUGAUCUUGAGAACGUGAGUUUCUGCUUCCGAUAGAACAUUGUACGGCUGAGAGCCAAGUCUGACCGCUCAUCUACUGCACACCACCAUAGCCCGAGGAAUUCUCCGAAUUGCACAACCGAGCAACUGGCGAAGACCUUAGCCGCCAAGUGAGCCAUCACUCGUCGUCGAGCCACAACAAGGACAUCAAGUCGCCCUACUCCGCUGUCCCCGUGACGGGGGAGAAAUUGAGCGUUUGA
This is a messenger RNA of Microbotryum saponariae, 2536 nucleotides long. The record is from the annotation of a GenBank genome assembly. Lineage: Eukaryota; Fungi; Basidiomycota; Microbotryomycetes; Microbotryales; Microbotryaceae.